Molecule: messenger RNA, 387 nt
Organism: Lactuca saligna
Lineage: Eukaryota; Viridiplantae; Streptophyta; Magnoliopsida; Asterales; Asteraceae
Source: the annotation of a GenBank genome assembly
AUGCCGGUUUGGAAUUUAAGUGAAGCACGAGGACGGAUGAUCAGUGAAGCAGAAGUUCGUCUUCAAUAUGGUGAUCAUCCGACCAUGUUUUGCAUGCUAUUAAACCAUGGUGGAAAGUUUACUGAUUUUCCUGGAAGGAAGUAUGUAAACGGAAAGAGACAUUACGUUGAGUUAAUAGACAUCGAGACUUUUUGUGUUCACGAUAUUGAUGACAUGAUGGUGAAACUUGGGUAUAUCGAUGAAAAUCUACAUGUGGAGAUGUACUAUCAUUUUCGAAGGCGACUGUGCGAUUUGGAUUCUGGCUUGUUUUCUUUAGCUUCAGAUGAUGAUGUAAGGCAUUUAGCAAAAUAUGUUGGCCAGCAUAAGCUAAUAGAGGUGUAUACAUAG